This is a messenger RNA of Balearica regulorum gibbericeps (East African grey crowned-crane), 1076 nucleotides long. Lineage: Eukaryota; Metazoa; Chordata; Aves; Gruiformes; Gruidae. The record is from RefSeq and is a predicted model, not a curated record.
AUGGGAGAAGGUAGCACGUGUGUGUGCGCAUGUGCACAUGUGCACACGCGAAGGUGUCUCCAUGGGGGAGGCACCUGGAAAGACCAAGGUUCCAGGACCAGCUACUGGGUGGACUGUGUGUCCAAAGCCAGGUACCGCAGAGACCACAAUGCCAAGGCUCUGAGUGGACCAACAGGCCUUAACUGCCCUGACCAGCCUCACCUGGGAUCUCCACCCCAUACUCCUGCCCGUAAAAUGAAUAGCAAGUUUGAUUUUAAGAGCAUCAGUUCAAGUCAGGUGUCCGUUAUGGGUGACCUUCAGAGACUUCUUAGCCAAGGGGAAUAUCCUCCUUUUACUUCUGCUCCCAUCUUCGAGAGCAAGUUUAUCCAGAUUAAUCGAAGAGGGGAACCAAUUUCUGUCCAUAACCGACCCAGCUGCGUGACCAUCGGCAUCUGUGCUGCCAAUCCCAGUUCACCAAUGCCCAAUGCGAUGCUGGUAGCGCGUGAGGUGCCCGUGUCUCCACAGGAAAGUACAACAAACUUCUGGAAACUCUCAGAGAAGCCAUGCCAUAUGGAAGAGCUAGCACUUACCAGGUUCUUCCCCUUGAAAUUUGUGGAACUCUCUGUCCACAGCACAGAUAACCAUCACCUCAUGUUAAAAUUAGUAAAUGGCCGUUCCUACUAUCUAGAGCUCUGUGCACCGCCAGACCAGCAACAACACCUAUUCCACCUCUGGCAGCAACUCAUCUCUCUCCUGAAACCCCCAGAAAAUACCAGCAAUACUGAAGUUAGCAUAAAAUGCAGGGAUUUUGGCAUGUGUCACAAGGAAGCUCCCAGCGCAAACAACUCAUCAGAAAAAAGAGACAAUCCACAAGAUGUGCCUAACCCCAAAACGGAGGAAGAAGUGGUUACUAAGCAAACCUCCUCCAACCAAGUUCCCCUCUCAGGUACAGUGAGUCCUACAGAAGAGAGUGGAAGGAAAGGAGAAGCCUUCCACAGCUCCCUGAAACCAACCAGGCAAGAAACCACCAUGCAGUCAAACAAUAUAGAUCCUCUGGAUACAAAGAAGAGCAAAAGCACAGAAAAGAGGAAAACAGG